Messenger RNA from Amoebophrya sp. A120, 2734 nucleotides. The record is from the annotation of a GenBank genome assembly. Lineage: Eukaryota; Dinophyceae; Syndiniales; Amoebophryaceae.
CAACAAUGUAUAAUCUUCGAUGAUACUAACUAUGCACGCUGGCGAUUGAACUAGAACGAAAACGAAUAUUCUUCUUGUAGCCUCGUGGGAAUUCUAGCUGUGAUGCUGCAGUGUAUGAUCUCAUUAUGAGUUGACAACUGCCUGAGUGCAUAAAGAUUCGACAUAUGGCUUCCUCCAGAAUUGCAGCAUCCCCCUCUUCUUCUUCUUCGUAUGCGUAGAAAUUUCGCAAAGCCAAGUCCGUCGCUCUUGUGAAGCGAUUGGUGAACGAACGAAGUGCGGGGGAGCGGUGCCUGGUAUUUUUUGGAUGAACUUCUAAUGCAAGGAAUUGGAAUGGUAUGCUGCUUCUGAACUUUUAAUGCAAGGAGCAAUGCCAUCACGUCUGAUGUGAUGCAAAGGGAAGCGCGUUCUACUUCCAUUUUCCAUUCCUCGGAGUCAGUGAAGUGAAAGCGAUAAGUGACAUCUUGUGUAACAAGUACGCAAAAUUGUCAGGUGUUGCGGUCGUGCACCAACCAAAACGUUUUGAAGUCGCAACUACUUCGACAGAUACAACGACUACACCUGGAGCGGUACGAGCAUUUUUUUAGGACGAUUCGAGCCACAGCCUAAACCCACAAGCACGACCACGGGGACAACCUCCGGGUGGAUUUCGAGUUCGAAUUUUUGUUCAGGAAACUGAAUAACCAGGGCUGAUUGGACAGCUGUCACCACGACACCAGCUGCUACACGAAACAGUUCAGCCUUCCCUAAAUCUCGGCGCGGCUGGCCUCGGCGAGGACUAAAUCGGUAAAUUGAUUUGAAGAUUUUAGAUCGGCUGACCAUACAGCCAGUAAGAGGAGAAGUUCUGUUUUGUAUUGUUCUGAACCUUGCACAGAACAACCUAAACCACAGAGAGCUGCACAGUUCUUCAUGUACAUGCGAGAUGUCGAAUGAGAAAUCAAAAGCUCACAUCAACACCAACAACAACAAGACAGGCAUCUUCACCAGCAGUCGGCAAAAACAAGUAUUCCUCCUGCCGCACCGUGUACGCUUUGAAGAAACCGCAUCUCGAGUGCUGGGCCAUGAACAGCCGCGGGGGAAUAUCAAUUGCAAGAGUAUCUGGGUCGUAGUUGUAAUUCCAGUGCGAGUUGUACUGCACGAGCAAGAGCAUGAGAAAUCUGGUUUGUUCUUAGGUAAAUUCAGCAUGACACAUUCCGCUUUGUGUCAUGCUGAGCGUGUUUGCAGUCGCAGUGUACUAUGCUGGUACGCCAUAGCCAUUAUUCACAACUAGUUGCACGUCGCGCGAUACUUUUGCAAUGCAUACAGGGCGGGCGGCGGCGGUUUUAACAACAGCGCCGGUACUGGAACUGGUAACGACAUUAAGAUGGAGGAUUCGGGGGAUUUCUCCUCGCAGGAGCAGCACGGCUCGGUGAUGGCGGAUCAAAUUGGAUACGGUUUCGGCGGUUUUCAACCACAACUACAAGCCGUAUCGACUGCAAAUAUGUCUUGAUGUGGACGAAUGAAUAUGAUGCAAACUUGUGCCCACGGUCCGAUCUCCUGUCAGUCAUGCAAAAGUGUGUCAACUGCAUGUGCGAGUUAGUAGAAAGUAUGGCUGUUCACUUCAUCCGGCAACCUUGAGAGGAGAUUUCUCAUGCGGAGUAGGUAUCGUCUGGUAUUCUAUUGCAAAACUAAAGUUCUUGCAAGACCUCUGACGUAGACCUUCGUGUUUAUGCAGACCUCGCAAUUGUUCCUAUUCCUCCCGACCCAGACAUAGUUGCAAGGCAUAUGCCACCACCAGUGAAGAGGAGAGUUUGAAGAAGAAAAUGACUUCGAAAGAGAAGCAGGAAGUCCUCGACGCGGCUGAACAGCACAAGCAGAAACUCAACCGAAACCAACAGAAGUUGUUUGAGAAGGUGCUCGAAAAGCAGUCGGGGAACAAUCUACCAGUACGGAAAAAGAACAAAAAGGACAGGCGGAAACGGAGAGGGCGGCGAUCCGGGUCUUUCUCCGAGUGGGUAACCGAGCCGCGGGACCCCGCACUGCUGCAGCCGUACCACUACCCAGCGAUCGGGUCGUCGUCAUCAUCUUCAACUACUGCUGCAUCUUCCACACUCUUUACCGGCCACACCUCCAAGAAAAAAGAGCUGCGACUGCGGGAGGCCUGUUUCGAGCGGGUCGCGGAAAAACAGGACAAGCCAGGCGCUGGGGUCAAAAUCGAGGUGGUGACCGUCCCGGAAGCAUGGGUCGGACGGGCCACCAUGCAAAAAAUCGCGUCGGGGAGUUACGGAAAAGUGUACAGAGUAGCGAUGCAACAGCCCGAGAACGAGAAGUCGAAGUAUGGGACUCUCAAGCGUCACAUUCCCAACUUGCUUUACAUGAUUUGAUGUCAUGGAAAAUUUAUAACCAUCAGUUCAGCAUCUUCGACACGGUCAAGGUAUUUCGCAUGACAAAUUAUGGAACAGCCAAACAGUAUGGAGGUCCGUGCCAAAUCUGUAAUGCAAGAAGCGAACGGUCUUCCGGGAAGAUCCCUUUCCCUUUCGCUGCUCCGAUUCUCGCAUCACAAAUCCAUGUCACAGCCGUUGAGAGCGUAGCGUUUGAGAACACCAUACGAAGUCGAAAUCUCCUUCCUCUUCCUCUGCGGUACAACUACCUCUUGCUCCAAUCGAAUUCGCGGUUAAGCGGGUGCCGAAUUUCCGCCCGAAAUCAAAAAACCAAGUAAAAAGGGAAGAGCGGAAGAAGGCGGAAAAAAAGAAAGAGC